AAUUGACAUCUGCCCACCUUUAGCUAGCGGGUCUCAAAAGAGAGUCAAUGCGCGGAAAGGAAACAGGGAAGCGAGGGCUUGGAAAUUGCUUCUCAUCAUCGCGAGCGCCGGUUUCUGCGAAGUAUCAUUCAGGCGUUACUAUAUAGACAUCCAAAGUGUUUUGAUUCAAAGAAAGAAAUUAGUUCAUUCAACCGAAAUUUGAUUCAUCUCGGAAUAGAAAAGAAGGAAAGAAAAAACAUCUUUCAAGAUCUGCAAGUUGGGUUUAUUUGGUUUUGUUAAUUAAGAGCGAGGGAACAGAAAAAGAAAUCAACCAUGGGAGAAAGGGCACAAUUAAUUGAAGGAGCUGAUCUAGCAGCGGUGUUUCAGAGGUUGUUGAAAAAGAUAAGGCAAAUGAUCGACGAUGCACACAAGAAUAAGAACAGACUCCAAAUAUUCAGAUCAACGCUGAAGGAUUUCACGCCGUUGGUGGAAGAUAUCAAAAGAUUUAACGAUGGCCUGGAUCGCCCCACGAAAGAAAUAGAAGAGCUGAUUCAGGAAAGGGAAGCGGGGGACAGGCACAGUUCAACUGUCAAGUGCUUUUCUUCUUUUAAUUCGACGUUAGAAAAUGAUGGGGUGAAGGAUGUGAAGGAGACUCUGAACGAGGUCAGACAAGUUCUCCAAGUGAUGAGCGAGAAAGAGAAUUCUGGGCACGGAAUUAAAUGCUUGCCUCCGCAAAAACCAGAACCCGUUAUUGGCAUGGACGAGUCCUUCUGGAGUCUGAAAAUGGAGCUUCUCAAGGAUGGCACAUCCAUCGUUGGAUUGACGGGUCUAGCAGGAUCCGGAAAAACCACCUUGGCAACCAAGCUCUGUGGGGAUAAUGAAGUCAAAGGUAAAUUCAGAGACCAUAUCUUGUUUGUGACCUUCUCAAAAACACCCAACUUUAAGGUCAUUGUGGAGGCGCUACUUCAAACCUGUGGAAGUCGGGUUCCUAAGGUUCAUAGCGACGAAGAAGCAGUUAAAGAGUUGCGGCUUCUUUUUAGCAAAAUAGCAGAAAGACCAAUAUUGUUGGUGUUGGAUGACGUUUGGCCUGGCUCAGAAUCCCUUGUCCAGAACUUCAAGUUCCAGAUUCCCGAUUAUAAGAUUUUAAUCACUUCAAGAGUUGCAAUUCCAACUGUUAAUCUUCAAAUCCACUUGGGACCACUUCGUGAUGAAGACGCACUAACCCUUUUCCGUCACUUUGCUCUCGUAAAAGACAAUAGCUCAUUCAUUCCCGACGAAAAUCUUGUCCAAGAGGUUGUGAAAAGUUGUAAAGGUCUACCUUUGGCCAUUAAAGUAAUCGCUGGAUCACUGUGUCGGCAACCGUACGAUACGUGGCAAAAGAUGGUAAAGGAAUUGUCGCAAGGUCAUUCUAUUCUUGAUUCUGAUACAAGUUUGCUUAACAUCCUCCAAGGAAGCCUGAAUGUUUGGGAAGAUGAGCCCAUCAUCACGGAGUGCUUCAUGGACCUAGGGUUGUUUCCGGAAGACCAAAAAAUUCCCGUCGCGGCUCUCAUUGAUAUGUGGGCAGAACUUCAUAAACUAGAUGAUGACGGCAAAAAAGCAAUGACCAUAAUCAAUAAAUUAGUCUCCCUGAAUCUGGCAAAUCUCCUUGUUACAAGGAAAGUUGAAAGUGAUUCAGACAAUUACUACAGCAACUACUUCAUCGUACAGCAUGACCUUCUAAGAGAGCUUGCAAUUCAUCAAAGCAACCAAGAACCAUUUGAACGGAGAAGAAGAUUGAUGAUUGACGUAAAUGAAAAAAGUCGCCAAUGGUAUCUGGAAGAGCAGCAGCAAAGCAUUAUUUUCCGCCUGUUGUCAAUAUUCCUUAAAUGGUGCGCUAAACAAACGCAGCAACCUGCCAUUGCACGCGCAUUGUCUGUAUCAACUGAUGAAACAUCCACUUCAGAUUGGGGCAGCUCGCAAUUAAUGGAAAUUGUGGUUCUAUUAUUGAACGUUCGUACGAAGCAGUAUUCCUUACCGAAGUUCACUGCGAAAAUGAGUAGCCUAAAGGUUCUGACAUGCACUAAUUAUGGUUUCCACACUUCUGAAUUGGAAAACUUUGAGAUACUGGGUUCUUUAUCUAACCUGAAAAGAGUAAGACUGGAGAAGGUUUCUGUUCCUCCCCUUGGCACCUUGAAGAGCCUGCAAAAAUUAUCCCUUUAUAUGUGUGAUACAAGUCAAGCUUUUGGAAGCUCUAAGAUACCAAUUUAUGAUUCAUUGCCAAUGCUAGCAGAAUUGAACAUCGACUAUUGCAAAGAUAUGGUAGAACUGCCUUCUGGUCUCUGUGAUAUUAAAACCCUUAAGAAGCUAAGUGUUUCUAACUGCCAUAAGUUUUCUACUUUGCCACAAGAAAUUGGAAGGCUGGAGAAUUUGGAAGUGCUGAGGCUGAAUUCCUGUACUGAUUUAGGAGCUAUACCAGAUUCAAUUGGUGGGCUUUCCAAGUUAAGCAUUCUUGACAUCUCAAACUGCAUAAGCCUAAGAAAUUUACCAGAGGGCAUUGGUAGCUUACGAAGUAUAGAAAAGUUGCACAUGACAGGUUGCUCAAGGUGUGAAUUGCCCGACUCAGUCAUGAAACUCGAGCAUUUAAAAAGUGUAACAUGUGAUGAGGAGACGGCUGUUUCAUGGGAGGUUUUCAGACCAAUGCUUACCAAUCUAAGGAUCGAAGUGCCACAUGUAGAUGUUAACUUAAAUUGGCUUCUUGGGUCUGGCUCAAUCUAAUCUAUGGCUUCACCGGAAAGAAAAGCAGCAUGAUGGUGCUGCUGGUGCAAUGCAGCGGAAUUUAAGUAAUUGAAGAAGCAUCCCAGCAGAUGGUCACUGGAAUUGCGAUUAAAACUACUCAGGAUCGGGAUGAGAACAAAAUUCCUACCCAAAAUCCCAAAUUGUCUUUGGUUAUGGUGGUCGGAACGAACACCCGGUUGGUGGCCGUGACAAAGCACGAUCUUUAUCCUCUGAUCAAUUCAAAUUUCCACAGCCGGCGUUCCAACUGUAGCACCUUGUUGCUGCUUUUCCUCUGAUGAGGAUAUACCGAACACGUUCUCCCUCCGUUAAUUUUCUACAAAUUUGGGGAGAGAGAAAGGGAAAGAAAGAGGCUUUCUUUCUGUCCCCAAAUUUGCUGCAAGUUGAGGGAGGGUGAAAUGUUCGAUGCAUGUCAGACACUUCGAAUGAAACAUUCACUCCGGAUUCAAACAAAUCAUGUACUCUGUAUAUUGGUUGGUUUUAUGUAUCCUAAGACUUCUUUUUUUUUUGUUAUUAAAAAUUUGAGAUAUUACGAACUUUA
Molecule: messenger RNA, 3292 nt
Organism: Prosopis cineraria
Lineage: Eukaryota; Viridiplantae; Streptophyta; Magnoliopsida; Fabales; Fabaceae
Product: probable disease resistance protein At5g66900
Exons: 5
Coding region: 313-2733 (806 amino acids)
Biological process (GO): defense response to fungus
Molecular function (GO): ADP binding
Source: RefSeq, a predicted model, not a curated record